AUGGUCGCGCCCCCUCCUGCUUUCUCUCCAUUCAGCCCUGCUCCCUCAAUCUGGAUUCUCAGGAUGGGGUGUUCCCUCCUCUUUGUCUCCUUGUUUCCCUCCCACCCCCCCUCUCCCUUUUCAGUUCUCAUGCGGGCUGGCAUUUCAAAGACACUGUAUGGGUGGGGGGGGGUCGGGGCGGGGGGGGGGGUGUUCGGGGUGGGAGGGUAUGGGGGUGGGGGGGGGUCGGGGGCAGAGAGGCGGAUGGGAUCCUCCCCCCCCGUCCCCCCUUCCCCCUCCGGUGUGGGUUGUGGUUGUGCUUCUCGCCCACUCGCCCCCCCCUGCUCUCCCUCACUCUGGGUCCUGAUCUAA
Molecule: messenger RNA, 351 nt
Organism: Knipowitschia caucasica
Lineage: Eukaryota; Metazoa; Chordata; Actinopteri; Gobiiformes; Gobiidae
Source: the annotation of a GenBank genome assembly